Lachnellula hyalina is the source of this 1152-nucleotide messenger RNA. It is a transcript of the gene vrg4, whose product is annotated as GDP-mannose transporter. The record is from RefSeq and is a predicted model, not a curated record. Gene Ontology annotation, molecular function: GDP-mannose transmembrane transporter activity; antiporter activity. Bases 1 to 1152 code for a protein of 383 amino acids. The transcript is spliced from 4 exons. Gene Ontology annotation, cellular component: Golgi apparatus. NCBI's taxonomy places the organism in Eukaryota, Fungi, Ascomycota, Leotiomycetes, Helotiales, Lachnaceae.
AUGGACGACAAAAAGAACGAAGACUAUGCCAUUGAGAUGGGCGACGUGAAAGGACGGUCGUCGCCGUCCUCGAGAGACCCUUUCCUUGCAAGGGCAAGAUCCGACAAAAUCGCGCCGCCCGCAGCAAUUUCUAGCAUCACAAAUAGCCCCCCUAUCUCGAUUUUGGCAUACUGUUUGGCAUCGAUAUCUAUGACAGUGACGAACAAGUAUUGUGUCUCUGGAGCCAACUGGAAUCUGAACUUCUUCUAUCUGGCCGUUCAAGCAACUUGCAAACAGGUGGGUAUGAUCACGAACUUGGCGCCGUUCGACUCGAAGAAAGCAAAGACAUGGUUCCCAAUCUCUCUCCUCCUUGUUGGCAUGAUCUAUACGAGCACUAAAGCGCUCCAAUUUCUCUCUGUUCCCGUCUACACCAUCUUCAAGAACUUGACUAUCAUUGUUAUUGCAUAUGGCGAGGUAUUGUGGUUCGGUGGUAGCGUCACUGCAUCAGCUCUCUUCUCCUUUGGACUCAUGGUUAUGAGCUCCGUGGUGGCAGCUUGGGCAGAUAUCCAGCAUGCGUUGUACGGAAACCCAGAGGCUGCAUCUUCAGAAGCUGCUGCGGCGCUCUCUACCUUGAAUGCGGGAUAUAUGUGGAUGGGGUUGAACGUCUUUUGUACUGCCGCAUAUGUCCUUUCUAUGCGCAAGGUCAUCAAAAAGAUGAACUUCAAGGAUUGGGACACCAUGUUCUACAACAACCUGCUUACCAUCCCGGUCCUCAUCCUCUGCUCCCUCAUCUUCGAGAACUGGUCCUCUGAGAACGUGGCCCUAAACUUUCCACUCGAGUCGAGAAACAAGCUUAUCACGGGUUUCAUUUACUCUGGUCUUGCCACUAUUUUCAUCUCUUACUGCUCAGCCUGGUGUAUUCGUGUUACUUCUUCGACUACCUAUUCCAUGGUCGGAGCUCUCAACAAGCUUCCUAUCGCAGUCAGUGGACUUGUAUUCUUCGCAGCACCCGUUACCUUUGGCAGUGUGUCCGCUAUUAUCAUUGGGUUCGUUAGUGGUAUUGUCUACGCCUGGGCGAAGGUUAGGCAAUCACAGAUGAGCAAGAUGACGCUACCUACACAACAACCCGUGAUGAGUGCCAGUUCGCAGAGCAACCGCGAUGCAAGCUCGUAG